Molecule: messenger RNA, 6454 nt
Organism: Dermacentor andersoni
Lineage: Eukaryota; Metazoa; Arthropoda; Arachnida; Ixodida; Ixodidae
Biological process (GO): negative regulation of transcription by RNA polymerase II
Cellular component (GO): PRC1 complex
Molecular function (GO): promoter-specific chromatin binding
Source: RefSeq, a predicted model, not a curated record
AGAGUUCUCCCGCAAACGACUAGCUAUGUCACUGGUAAAUAACCGAAACCUGGGCGCGAGUUUUGUAUAACAUCAUCAUCGUGCAGGACAGAGUGCCAAGGGACGCAGUAUAGAGCAAAUAAACACCGGUGUUUGUACGCUUUACUACGUCUCUCGUUUGUUGGCGCUUUGUUCUGAGGAUGACCACUCUAUAACUACAGCUGUCACGUCUCAACUAGCUUUUUUUUUUUCUUCUACAUUCGUAUAAUGUAAUACCGGGCAGGCAAACUAAACCUCUGGUAAGUGUAGAUAGGACGCCUCUGCACUUGGCCCGUAUAGUAGUCGUUCCACAACUUGUCAUUGACAGUUCACAGUCCUGCAUGCACUAUACAAAGAUAGCCCCUUUUCUUGGACGCUGUAAAUAAGUAGAUGCGAUGAUCACCUUCCUUUCCUUUACACCCAUCGCCCCGUGCUGCAGUCUGCAAGGUGUGCAUCGUGCAAUUCCUGGCAACCAGUCAUCUGUGCCCCAUCUGCGACGUUCCAGUGCACAAGACAAAGCCGCAUCAAUCCAUUCGAGGAAAUGAAGAAGAGGCGUGACUUCUACGAGAAGCACCCAGAGAACGACACGAACGUGACUUGUGCCGAAGAUCGGGGAAUCGUGGACGGCUCCAGCCGGCUCAUCUUCAGCCCCGACGACACCAUCAGCCUCUCCCUGGAGUACAGCACGGGCAAGCAAGAACAUGCGGAAACAUCUGGUGAGAAGGGCAAAGGGACGUCUACCGACUCUGGAAGUGAAACGGAGGUGGUUCCGAAGCGCUUCCUCAACUGCCCGGCGGCCUUCACCAUAAGCCAUCUGCAGAAGUUCAUCCGCAUGAAGUACAGCCUGGCACCCCAGUACCAGGUCGACAUUCUUCACAUGGAUGACGUGCUAUCUCAUGAUUUUACUUUGAUGGACGUUGCAUAUAUCUACGUAUGGAAGAGGGAUUGCCCUUUGCGCCUCUCUUUUCGGAUAUGCAAGGUGCCUCCAAAGCCUUCUGCUGUCGCAGUACCUUCUCUCAACACAACUAGCGAAGUUGAACAGACUGCUGCAAAUGGAGCCAACGACAACCAAGAAAAAGAAAUUGUCAAGAAACCAGCAGAAAACAAACCUGCAUUGCUGAAGCCUGCAGAGGACAGUCAAGUCUCUAUGCCACCUCCUCGUACUCCAGAACAGGUGAACAAGCUAACCACGAAGUCACCAUCUGAACCUGCUGGUGCCGUUCCCAGCAGUGUGCCCCAGCCAGAGGAGCCUAGGGAACCUAAUACUACUGUUGUACCUGCUGCUGAGCCUCCCAUCGCUACUGUCGUACCUGCUGCUGAGCAUCAUGCAUUGGAAACCCCUGAAAUGAAAACUACUGCAGAGGAGGAAUCUACAGCUCCAGGUAGCCCAAAGGCCAUAGCCCUGGUGCAGUCAACGUCCCCACAGAGGCAGAAGGCAUCGGAGCCACCAGCAGAGGCUCAGUCACCACCGCCAUUGCCAAAGAUCACCAUAAGCACCCUGGACAAGAAUAGUCACAAGAUCUUGAUACACACCAAGGAGGUGCCACCAACUCUGGGUCAGGCCCUAUCGCCCCCCCACAAUGGACAGGAUAGGUCAUCACCCCCUUCUGGAAAGAAGUCCAAACGUAAGGAGCAACGUGACGUUGACAGGCACCAUCAGUCAAAGCGCAAGUCGCCUGAAAAAGUGGAGAAACGGGUUCAGUGGUGCCGGUCUCCACCAGAGGAUGGCAGCCCCAAUAAAAAGCUCAAACUGGAUGGCUGCGACGAUGCCGUGGAGGUGGAUGCUGUGUGCAGAAAGUCCAUCAGCUCUCCUCUACAGAGAUCUGAAGGCGGCGCAUCUCUUCCAGAACCAGCUAAGCACAACAUGCCUAAGGCUGUGCCCAGCCCAAGGAAGCCACCGCCACCACCGCCUGCCCACCCUAGGACCCCACCUUGCACCUCGCUGCCCCCAAACCUGCCACGCAGUGACGAAGACACACGGCCACUUGAUCUGUCAGUAUCCCACCGUGGUGCUACUGCUGCCAUUCCCCAAGAGCCACCUCGUCGUCCAAGAGGCAGGCCUCCCCUUCCUCUGCCCUCAAUCAUGCAGCCCUUGCCACUAGUGGCUAAGCGGCCUUCCCCUCCUCCGACGACGGCAUACAGUCCUCCUACCUCUACGCCUCUCUUCCACAAGCUGCCAGCUGCACAGCCAUCUUCUUCUUCGUCACACCAUCACCACCACCACCACCAUCGUGGCAACAGCAAGAGCUUUCUCAAGGGUGCCAACUUGACUUGCAUCAACCCAGAUCCUAAUGCAUUUCACACCAAAAUAGUCAUCAAGAAUGUGCCUCCACGUAACUCCACCAACAAUAGCCUCCACAGAGUGUGAGCUUGUUGGCAGUGCCUGGUGGCCAACUUUUGCUCUGGCAGAUCACAAAUUCUGUGGGGCAUGUUUCUAGUCUUCUAGCCUCGGAUGUGCCGGUUUCAGUGAAGGCAGCCCAUCUUUUGGGUUUGGUGCGUGUGCCUGUGUGACAGUGCAGUGUUUGUGCUUACCCAUUGGAUUAUUGGAUUACUGGACCAAUGCUGCAGGAUUGCUCUCAUUUGGAUACACGGAUUCUUCACUUUUUGGAUAACCAAACCCAAAAUUCUAUGAUCUGGAUAAUGAAACCUUGUGUGUCUGAGUGAAAGGUGGUGUUGGCCUGUGUCACAUAUGGAUGAAGCCCUUUGGAUACACUUCGGUGCAUAUGUGUGUGUGUGUGAGAGAAUUCAGUGACGCCAGAGUGAAUCUCCCCACAUGGAUUACCAUUUCUCUGGCUGGUGUUAUGCCAGCAUCAAAGGAAUAAUGAACGCCGCAUUUCUUUGGAUUACCUGGGAUUACCCUUCGAACACUUCUGGAUUACAGUGGACUACACUUCGGUGAAUAUGCCCCAAUAGGUAUCACCUCAUCGUCGUCACGAAGAUCUGUUGGUUGCAUAGAAAAACUUGUUAGCAACAAGUGCAUACUGCACGGUGUAUCCAUGACGGGGCUGCACUGUAGUCUUUUAUAUCACAUAGCAGUUGGUCAUAAGGCUCCAGUAUUAUGCAGUUACUGUCUUUAAAGCUAGUGCAAUAGUCUAUUGGGCACAUGUGUCAUUUUGGGAUACCUGACAGGUACUGUACAGGGUCUUCUUCACCCAUCUCCUCACCCUUACUACUAUAGGACUGUAUAUAAGCCUGUAACGGCAGCUCCAGCAUUUCAAUAUUUGAUUUAGCAAUUCUUGUAAUGUUAUAAAAAUAAUCCCAUAGGGCAUUUUAUCCCUUUAGAUAUCUGAUGGAGUUUCAAAGCAUGGAACAUUACUUCAAACACAGCAAAGUUAUUUUGAUUUACACAAGGUGGUGUUCAGUACAAUCGUGCACAAUGACUGCUCAGUGUCAGAAGUCAACUUAGUGGGUGCAAAUUAAGCACUUAUGUUGAUGAAAUUUUGGAUAAAGCAAGAAACAAGUGGUGCUCAUUGCCAUCUGGCAGACACAAAUGCCACUGUCAAGCAUGCUAUUCCAUCAGCAUAGAAAAAUGUGCUGCAACUACUGCGACCUGCUUCUUACAUGACUUGGUCCUAGCCAGUGGGCACUUAGCUAUUACUCUAAUAAAGCUUGAGCAGAACGAGAACAAGGUAAAAGUGGGAACCAACAUUUUGACUAGUGGACUUGCCUUUUCCUAUAAAUCUUAUCAUUCUUGUAGAAAUUUCAAACUAGCUCAAAAUUUUUGCAAAACGAUACCUUUGGAGCUGACUGUGGGCAGGCACUUCAUUCUAUACCCAACAGCUUGGGUGUUUGAAAUGAAGGGUGUGUGCAGUCUGUAUAUACUUGUCUUUUUAUGUAAGUGGGUAGAUGGUAGUAUAGUAGCGAGUUGUUGUGGAGUAUAUAUAGACAUUUUGUUAUGCAUAAGUGCCCCUAUCAGACGGCAAGUGGAAGCACUUAAUAUAUUAGAGUUGUGUGGUGUGCACAUGGAACUAUCUCCAUGUGCAGCUCUGCAUUCAGAGCACGAGUCUUUUUAGCAUAUGUACACAAACAUCUUCACUGGUAUAUGAAUGCGUUACAUGCAUGUCGUAGUGUGUGAAUCAAGCUAGUGUUACAAGCAGCAAGUAUAUUAGAGACACUGCUAGCGAAAGGGGCUCGGCUCAUGUGAAGCACAAGAAAAAGUUGUUUCACCAUGACAUAGGCUUAUGAAUACCAUAUUACUAUAAGAAAAAGUUGUGGCAUAGAACGACAGCAGAGCCUACAGCAGCAGUUGCAGUAAUUUACCCAUACUACAGAAAGCUGCUGUCAGAAAUGUAUACAGGGUGUCUAGCAGCUUGGACAAAAGGCAAAACCCAGUAUUAUUAGGUAUCUUGGGUACCUUGAAAUGAUCAGGAUCUCUUGGGCAAAUCUGUAAAGAAAUGAACUGUGUUAGGGCAACUGAGGAUAUGGCCAAUUUACAAAAUUGCGUGUUGGCAUCCCCUCACAGUUCUAUAAUUCUUCUUUCAUGUACCUAUUGCUUAGCAUGAAUGUGCAAAGAAGGGAACACUCUUCAAGAUUGCAUAGCCCCAUUCUUUAAAUCCUCUGAUUAGUUUACCUUAGUGCUAUUCCAGAAAUUCUGUGUUCUUCUAGCUUAAUAGUACAUCAUGGAGAGCGCUACUUUAGUAACAAGAAUUUAGCACAAACCGAUGAGGGAAACCUGGAAACACAGGAGAACUUGGGAACAGCACUUUUGCUAGACACCGUGCAUACAAAAUAGAGCACAUUUUAUAUUUGUGUUUGCAAGAUAUUUACAAGUUUAAAGUUCACAUGUUGGCAGGUGUGAAGAAGUAACUGUGAACACUGCUUUGAGGGGCAAGGGAAGAAGCACAGUUCCGAGGGAAAGCACACACACACACACACACUUGCCACAAUGGCAAGAAUGUAUGUCGGCAGUCCAAAUGCACACUUGUUUAUUGCAAGAAAGGUGCUGUGUGGGGCCACUCAAACAUAUGCAUGUUGCUUAGUGCGCAUAACUCUGGUUUGCAGGAAGAGUCGGCUAUGUUCUGCCACUUUAAAGGUCUCAUAAAUGCAGCAUUUAAAUUACAAUGCACGCGUGAAACACAGCCAUGACACCAAGCUAUCUUGCUUUUUUUUACUCUACAUUUCACAUUGACAAUGUACAUAUUUGAAGUACACAAAAUGACAAUGUGAAUAUGAUUCACUAAACUAAAAGCUUCAGAUGACAAUGUGAUCAUGAAGCACAGCUACGACGAAAGCUAUUCUACUAUUUAUGAUGUGUGCAUCGUAUAAGUACACAAAAUGACAAUGUGAAAAUUGUUCACAGCAUGUAGGUUUCUUCUUUACUUUGACACCAUCUGUUGUUAGAAAUUCCCUUAAUAGAUGUUGAAUAUGUAAACCUCAACUAAUUUAUCUGGGCAGACAUUUGUGAUAUUGAGUAUCUAGUGAUUGCAUUUUCCAACUACAGAAUAUGUAGUCGAAAAAUUUCGUCCUCAGUUACGUAAUUUGAAACAUGGCAGGAAACACAUGCGAGAAAGGAUGACCAACAUAAUUGUUCAUAGUUGUAAACUUGUGUUAGCAGGCAUUUUAGUAGAUAGGAAACAGACACAGUGCAAACACAUGAAGUUGGAAUAUUUACUUUCCCACAGGUGGCUUUGUCUUGUGAGAUGCAUAGUUUCGCACUAUAUUGCCUAGAGGGAAAUCUGGUGCUGCUGCGCUGUGGUAUGCAUGGGAAUGCCGGUAUAUUGCGACUUCAGAUUGACAUCGUUCUCGGAGAGCAGGCAAACACCGUUCCAUCUGUCACAAUGAUUAAUCUUCUUCUAAAACACCAUGUAAAAAGCUGUUUUAGCUUUAUUAUUACACAAAUAACAUGUUUUUUUUAACUAUGAGAACUUGUUGCAUAUACAAUUAUAUGAAACGUAAACAGUAUUGUCGGGCUGCUUAAGGUGGAGGAGAGACGACGAGAUUCGUGCUCGCUUUGGAACAGUUUGUCGUCUCUUCUUGCUUUUCUUCGCUUGGUUAUGCAUUGUAGGUGAGUAAACUUCACUGGAAGAUGUAAUAUGCAUGAAUGGAUACAUUUUAUGAAGAUCUUACUUUAAGAAUGCGUUAUUUGUGUAGCCAUAUCCACGUUUUAGCCGACGCCUCUUACAACACCAGUCAACACAAGCCUCAGAUGCAUAUACCGUCAUUCCCAUGAUGGCACAACGCGCCCUAGGAAACUCCCAUAGACGGUGGCACCAGAUUUUCCUCUAGGUGUUAUAGUGAGAAACUCUAUGGUGAGAUGUCAUUACCUGAAUUUAGCAUUUUGUUAUGUAUAGUGCAUGUAUUAUCUUUCGCCUGACUACGAAACUUGCCGUCUGAUAGAUGCUUACGGUGUAGUCUGUGAGCAUAGCUUUAGCAUGCUGCUUCUUUGAAGUGUAGUGUUCUUGAACUCCAGUAUGAAAUAAAGAAGCGUUAUUCCCAA